Molecule: messenger RNA, 1884 nt
Organism: Exophiala aquamarina CBS 119918
Lineage: Eukaryota; Fungi; Ascomycota; Eurotiomycetes; Chaetothyriales; Herpotrichiellaceae
Exons: 1
Coding region: 1-1884 (627 amino acids)
Biological process (GO): sucrose catabolic process
Molecular function (GO): sucrose alpha-glucosidase activity
Source: RefSeq, a predicted model, not a curated record
AUGGACGAUAGUGAUGUGGCACUUACAACUCCAGAGGAUAGCUCAGCAGAGGCAUCUUCGACGGAUGAGUCCUUUAUCGAUGAAACCACAACUACCGGGUUCAAAAGCGACCACACAUGCCGACAGCACGACGCAUUCCGUCAAUGGCGACCGCAAUACCAUAUCUUAGCCCCUGGCGGUUGGAUGAAUGAUCCGUGUGCUCCAGGCUACGAUGCUAGAAGAGGCUUAUAUCAUGUCAACUUUCAAUGGAACCCUAAGGGCAAUUCCUGGGGAAACAUAUCUUGGGGCUCUGCGCAAUCUCCAGAUCUGGUUCAGUGGACCGUGUCCCAAACUCCUUCUAUAACCCCGACGGCAGCACUGGAUAUCUGCGGUGUUUUCACGGGCUGCAGCUUACCCAAGAACAACAUCACCCAUUCAAUGACCGCCAGCGACAGUAAACUUACAGCAUUCUACACAUCGGCACAAAAACUUCCAAUCAGCUACAGAAAACCCUACACUCGUGGCAGUGAGCAGCUUGCUGUGGCCAUGUCUCCAGAUAAUGGCCGAACGUGGGAGCGAUUAUCCAGCAACAACAUCUUGACCGAGCCGCCCGCCGGCUAUGACAUAACAAGUUGGCGUGAUCCGUUUGUGAACACCUGGGAAGGCCUUGAUAUGCUGCUUGAUGAUGGAAAGCACUGGCUCUAUGGGACUUUGUCGGGCGGCCUGAGGGGACAGACACCUACCAUAUUCCUGUACCGUAUCGAUCCGAUCAAUACGACACAAUGGGAAUUUCUAUGUCCUUUAAUCGAAAUAACGCUCAACUUCAGCCCGUCGCAGUGGUCUGGCGAUUUUGGAGUCAAUUGGGAGGUAUCAAACUUCCUCACUCUCCGUGGAGAAGACGGCACACAGUAUGAGGUGCUCAUCACCAGUGCCGAGGGAACUCUAGAAGAUUUCACAGGAGCGGAGCUUAGCAAAGAUCACCGGCAGAUGUGGAUGUGCGGAACACUUCAAAAGACAAGAGCCGGCCAGCCAGAAAUGAGAUAUCGCUAUGGCGGCACUCUAGAUCAUGGGUCCUUUUACGCUGCAAAUGGCUUUUGGGACCCACGGAGCAAGCAUUUCGUGACAAUGGGUUGGAUUUUUGAGGAAGACCUGCCUCAGCCCCUGAUUGAGCGCCAAGGUUGGAGCGGAUGUUUAUCGAUUCCUCGCAUUGUCAUACUGAAGACAUGGAAGGGUGUAAUCGGAACGCUGCGGUCUGAGUUGUCUGCUUUGACCUGCUUCGAGGACACUCUGGAGGAAGAUGGCACCCAUACCAUGCGCACGGUGAGCGCUGUUCCAGACCCUUAUCUGAAGAGUUUGCGGGGCUCUAAGAUAACUGCGAGCAGGUCGCGCAACUGGGAAUACUUCUUCAACAGGCCGUGUGGACAGUGGGAGCUCGAAGCUGCAUUCGAGGUCAACGACAGCGCUCUUCGUGUUGGCUUCGAUAUCAUCCACUCGAACGACAACGCUCAGUGCACCAGAGUGUAUUUCGAGCCUAGGUCCGAGACCCUUGUUGUCGAUCGCUCAAAUUCAACAACCAUCGAAGAAAUCAACACCAAGACAAGAAGCGCGCCACAUACGCUUUUCAUUAUUCAACAGGGCUACACGACCCGACGUGAGGAGCUGACACUACACUUGUAUUUCGAUGUGAGUGUCCUCGAGGUAUUUGCAAAUGCCAGGACUGCGCUCACAACCAGAGUUUACCCUGACGCGGCCUCUGGGUUAGGAUCGUGUCUCGGUGUUCGGCUGUUUGUCGAAACGGAAUUUGAAUCCGCCUUAGCAGUGCGAGCCAGCGCAAGCCACGAGUUAUCGGUUGCGCGCUGCGAUCUUUGGGAACUCCAUUCCGCCGUUUCCUAUCCUUUGCACUGA